Molecule: messenger RNA, 441 nt
Organism: Dacryopinax primogenitus
Lineage: Eukaryota; Fungi; Basidiomycota; Dacrymycetes; Dacrymycetales; Dacrymycetaceae
Exons: 2
Coding region: 1-441 (146 amino acids)
Source: RefSeq, a predicted model, not a curated record
AUGUCUCUGCCAGCAGAAGAACCCAGAUUGGGGCAGGAGGAGCUGGAGCCAGAGCUGCAGCAGCAGCACCAGGAGGAGGAGGAGGAGGAGGAGAAGGAAGAGGAGGAGGAGGAUUGGGAGCAAGAAUGGCAGAUGCAUGACAGUGAGGGGGAGGGGGAGGGGGAGACCUCUGGCAUUGAGGAGUUGGAUGAGGAGAUUGAUCUCAAGUCAAGAAUGAUAGCUGAUAACCUGUUGGCAGAGGAUGAGAAGAUACUCACCACAUUCUACACAAAGAUGAAUGGACACUGCACAAAUGUGCAGUACAACACCCUCAACUUCACCUAUCCCAACAUCAUUAUCUACCAAUCAUUCCUCAGCUUCAAGCUCAAUAUGCUAAUGUGGAAAGAGCAACUACCCUUUCUUCAUAUUGAGCCUGGCAAAAUCCCCACUCACUUGAGAUGA